AAACUUGCUGAGUGUUCUUGAACCACGGUACCAAACUCCCAAUAGACAAAAGAUUACUGACUUCUUAAUUCCAGCUCUGUAUGAGAACCAAAAAUCCAAGCUAAUUGCUGACCUUCAGACAGCUGAAGCAGUGUCACUCACAACAGAUGCUUGGACGUCUCGUGCAACUGAAUCAUAUCUAACUAUAACAUGCCAUUAUGUUAACAAAGAGUGGGUGAUGUGUUCGAAAGUUCUACAAACAGAACGCUUUCAUGGUUCACAUACCGGAGAAAAUGUUGGUCUGGAAUUGACAAACUGUAUGAUAAACUGGGAGAUAAAAAAACAAAGUAAAAGUCAUAACGAGUGACAAUGCUUCUAAUAUGACAGUUGCUAUUGAAGUUGCCGGAGUACACAGAAAUUAGGGUGCUUGGCUCAUACAUUGUACGUUGAACUUGGCCUCAAACAAAGCACUGUCUCUUCCAGUUCUCCAGAAAGUUCUUACCAAAGUCAGACCAAUUGUUACUUUCUUUCAUAAGAGUAACAUUGCUACAGAGGUGCUUCAAGAAAAGCAAUUAGCUUUACAAUUACCAAAACACAAAUUAAUCAAUGAUUGUAAGACUCGAUGGAACUCAGCUAUCAGAUGCUGGAGAGGUUUUUAAAACAAAGGCCAGCUGUUCUUGCUGCUCUUCUUGAUCCUAAAAUUAAGAAGAAUGACAAAGCCAGAACUGUUAGUGGAUGGACAGUUAAUGAAAUCCAAUGUUGGGAGAAAUUUGUUUCCAUCAUGGGGGUUAUGUUGACUGCAACUUUAAUCUUGUGCGAGGAAGAGACACCUACUUCAGGACUCAUUCUACCACUCCUUGAUAAACUAUUAUGGCACUUUGAGGGUGACUCAAUAUUUGUCUGUAGUCUGAAGAAUGCUGUUCGACAAAAUCUUGAGCUUCGCUAUAAAGAUUAUGAUUUGAGGAUGUUUUGGAGGAAUCAAGUGCCCUGGAUCCUAGGACAAAAAACAAACCAUGUAUUGAUGAUAGCACAUGGGGAAGAUUAAUUAAUAAGUUGUCAUUGAUGGACUUUGAUCAUAGAGCUAUUAAGACUGAAUCUAGUGAGGUAGGUGAGCCAGUUCCUCCUGUUGCAGCAGCACUAUCAGUUUUGACUGACAUCCCUCAGUUGCAAGGGCAGACUGAAGGGUCUGAAAUGCCAGUUUGUCCUGCUGAUGUUGAGGAAGUUGUUGUUGAUGAUUAUGACAAAGAGGAGUUGGAGCCUAAAACUGCCUUGGAAUCUGUAUUUGAAGAUGACAUUGAAGUCAUUGGUGAAGAGGUCCUUACUACAAAUGAAAUAGCAAUCAAAGAGGUGAAUGGAUACAAGGACAGAAAACCAGCAUCUAUGAAGGAAGAUCCUUUGAAAUGAUGGCAACAGAAUGUUACUUGCUUCCCAAAAUUAGCUAAACUUGCUGCUAAAUAUUUUUGUGUACAGACAACUUCGGUUGCUUCGGAAAGAGUGUUCAGCACUACAGGAGAUAUUAUUAGUGCAACAAGGGUAUGUUUAAGACCUGGAAAUGUAAAUGCCCUUGUAUUUCUUAGAAAAACAUGAGUUAAAAAGUUGUGGUAUUGUGGGUGGAUAAUUGCUUAUAAUUUGUUUGUUUUUUUUAAAACUCCCUUGUGAACAUACAUGUCUCACAUUUCUUUGAUAAUCGAUAAUAUUGAAACAUAUAAUAUGUUGAGUUACCUUAUUGGGUUUUUUUUUUCUGUUACUUUCCGGAACUCAAAGAAGUCAUUGUUUGUUUUGUUAUGAAAUAAAAGAUAUUAAACCAC
Ostrea edulis (European flat oyster) is the source of this 1787-nucleotide messenger RNA. RefSeq lists its product as uncharacterized. The coding region runs from base 1042 to 1383 and encodes 113 amino acids. The record is from RefSeq and is a predicted model, not a curated record. Lineage: Eukaryota; Metazoa; Mollusca; Bivalvia; Ostreida; Ostreidae. The transcript is spliced from 2 exons.